This is a messenger RNA of Gastrolobium bilobum, 1376 nucleotides long. RefSeq lists its product as uncharacterized. Lineage: Eukaryota; Viridiplantae; Streptophyta; Magnoliopsida; Fabales; Fabaceae. The record is from RefSeq and is a predicted model, not a curated record. Bases 42 to 1028 code for a protein of 328 amino acids. The transcript has 13 exons.
UUUGGUGCAGUUGUUGUUAUUGUUAAGAGCUCAACCCAAAGAUGAAGACUUUGGUGACGCCAUUGACAAGGGUCUCCCCAAUUUUUCGCCCAAAUGACCAGAAAGCCCUUCCCUUCUCUCUCACACGUCACUCUUCUUUGCCAAAUUCCUUCACCUUCCUCCCAUUUCCCUCUCUCACUGUUUCCAUGGCCGCUUCAUCCCAAUCCACAGCUCCGACUGUGUCUCCUGGUGAUGUUAACAUAAAAAAAGAAGAUGUCUUUCAAUUGAUUCAAGCACAUCAGGAAAAAGCUGCCAGACUUCCACCAGUUGAAGAAAUUCGAACUGUCCUUGAUCGUAGCAUACGUGGGAUGCUCUCAACAUUCUCUAAGAAGCUCGAGGGUUAUCCAUCAGGGUCUAUGGUUGAUUUUGCAUGUGAUGUAAAUGGAAAUCCUAUACUAGCAGUGAGCGACUUGGCAGUUCAUACAAAGGACUUAACUGCUAAUCCUAAAUGUUCAUUGCUUGUGGCUAGAGAUCCUGAAGAUCGGACUGAUUUAGUGAUCACGUUACAUGGUGAUGCUAUCUCUGUACCUGAAAAGGAUAGAGAAGCCAUUCGAGCUGCAUAUUUGGCAAGACAUCCCAAUGCAUUUUGGGUUGACUUUGGAGACUUCCAAUUUGUGCGCAUUGAACCAAAAGUUGUACGAUUUGUGUCAGGUGUUGCCACAGCUUUGUUAGGAUCAGGAGAGUUUAGUGGAGAUGAGUAUAAAUCUGCAAAAAUUGAUCCCAUAGCUCAGUUUUCCAAGCCAGUGGCGUCUCAUAUGAACAAAGAUCAUGCUGAUGAUACAAAAGUGAUUGUCCAGCACUGGACCUCAGUUCCGGUGGACUUUGCAUACAUACUAGAUUUGGAUAGUCUUGGUUUCAAUGUUAAGGCUGGUUACCAGGGUGAUACUUUCAAGCUCCGUGUACCUUUCCCUCGACGUGCUGAAGAUAGAAAGGAUGUUAAGACUCUCAUUGUUGAGAUGCUUCAAGCUGCUAGGCCUCAAGUUGAUUGAUUACUCAACAGAUCAAAGAUGAACAGCAUCCACCAGUCAACCUUCCUCGGGAGAGGACAAAAUGUGUACAUCGAAAAGCGGACAAAUAAAAGCAGUUAUACUUUUCAAAGAUGAGAUGUCAAAGCAAAUGGUUGACUUUGUUUACUUCUUCUCUUAUACGCUAUUUGGGAUUUUUUUUUCAUGUGGGAAAACACUUUGAAUAUUAAGAAAUAGAAGUGGUGUGGUAGUCUCUCAAAGACACAAACCCUUUUGUACAUAAAUGGUUAUGAUAUCUUCGUCCAGGGUGUAUGAAUAAUCCUUUGAGAAACAACAAAUAAUUUUUAUUUUUGUAUACAUACAACAAUAAUU